GGAGAGUGUGGCUGAGGAGACAGGGAACGGGAAAAAAGAUGAGAGGAAAAUGGACAUAGCGUCUGACUCUGCCAUGCUGUCUCUUCUGAAGAGAAGUUUGUCUACCCAGAGUCCAGGAAACCAACAGAGGUUUUCCAGACGACCUGCAGACAGAUGUGGACGCUGCUGCUGCUCUCAUCACUCAAGAAACCUGGAGCGACCUGCCUGGACCCAGAUGGCAGCAGCAUGCCACCCUGAGCAGCACUGAGCCGUCCUCCUUCAUCCACCUGUCUCCUCUCUCCACCUGGUGAAGAUGUAGUCUGUAGUCUGUAGUCCAUGGAGAUGUCUCCAGACACAGCUUCCUCUGCCUUGUUGCUACGCUCCUUGUGGUUGCUGUUUCUCCUGACCCCCAUCACCGGGACGACAGACUCUGCCCCCACACCUGACACGUCUCGGCCUUUCAAUACCACAUUGUUGUUCGACAGUGGCGCCCCAGGCUACAGCUUGAGGAACUGCAGCUGCUCUGCACCUGUGCUGGACUGUGACGAAGCCCUGGCCAACUCUCUGUGCAGGUGUCACACUGUCCUGCGCUCGGCUCUGCCCCUCGCUGGGCUCAGAGAUCCUGGACAGCUUACUGUCUGGGUGAAGGAACUCUGGGUCCUGGAGGAGCUGCUGAACAGAAGCAUGGUUGGCCAUUUACACUUGUCUUUCUGUGGAAUAAAACCAAUGCACAGUCAGUACCUUGCUCUGCUGGGUCUGCAGACCCUCAGGAUCCACAGUGCAGCAGCAGAAGCUCCGUAUCGCAACCAGGAAAUCACACUCCUCCCUGCAGGGGGGGCUGCAGUGGAGCUUGAGGCCCUGUCCUUUGACCUCUCCUCCUCCUUCCACCUGACCAUCCUGGAUGUGGCCGUGCUCAAUGGACGCUCUGCCCUGAAGGCGUACAGUGUUGUGGGACCACCUGCUCCCACCCUCUCCCAGCAUUUCCCCCUCCUGGCCAGUCCCCUCACUCUCAGGGACCCUGUGGACCCUGUGGACCCUGUGGACCCCGGAGAUCAGGCUGCAGAGCCUCUGCAAAAACUGCUCGUCACAUUUGUCUACUGACAACAAGUUCUCACUGGAGCAUAGUCAGGUCUGUAGCAGGAGAGACAGCUGGUGCGCAGGGAUCAUAUACAACACAGCUGAAGGUUUUUACCCUGACACGUCUCAUCUCACACAUUCUCUGUGGAGUAGAUCACAGUUUGUGUGAAUGUUAUUCUGAACUGUCUCCAGAUGCUUUUUCUUCAAAGAGACGCUGAUUUCAUUCGGGCUGCUGUUUUCAUCCCUGCUGACAUAUCUCUACAGCCAUAACCCACACCGACCCAAGACUGGGUCCUGCUCAGACCAGCUGCAGUCUGUGGCGUGUACACAGGCUUAACUGUUUACAUCCAUUAAUAUUAUCUCAUAGCCUUAAUGUCUAUAUACAGGUCAGCGUGUUACAGGCUCAUAGACACUCUGAUCACCUACUACCAAUAAUUCAGUUUAAUAACACCCCCGCUAUAAAGAAGCUUCACAGCUCAUAGGUCAUAGGUCAUAGAUCACUUCAAACAAACAGGUCAUUCAUUUGAAUUGCACACAGACAGGUGAUCUGGUCAGAGUGUGUGUAUAUUCCUGUCUUGAGAUCGUGGUGCGAUAUUGAUAUUGUGGCUCCAGUUCCAAGACUGAGACCUGGAUCCACAUCCUGUCAUAUAAAUCUGUCUCAUCAGUCUACUCUGGUGAGGGUCCAGCAGCAGAACACAGAUCCUCUGAUCUGUGUAGAACCCACAACACUUGGGUUCUAUCACAUUCUGCUUCUGUGACGCUUCAGUGUCAGGGUCAGCUGAUCAGCACAGAUUAGCUUUGUUAGCUCAGCUGACUGAUGAGGGAACAGGACAGGUAACAGGUCGAGGUAAAGUGAUCAGGAGUUUUACACAGUUGUAAAUGUUGGUAAAACAUGUCAGUGUUAAAAUAUAAGACGACAUGUUGACAUGGUUCAGAGCUCUAAUGUUGGAGGGGUAGAUGGUUACCAUGGUAACAUCACUGUGUGUCCACAUCUGGCCUGAAAACAUUUCCUGUCGUUCAGAUACAGUAUGUCAUAUCGGUACAUCAGCAGGGGCGUUAGUGAGGAGGCUGUGAACUAGACUUUGGCAGAUCUGAGGACAGAGACUUGGAGAAUCCAUGUGGACACUAGAAUCCUAACCCCAUCUUAACAUCAGGACAGGGUUCAGCUCAGAGGAGAGCAGCAGCAACAUCCCUUGUCAUAGCUAGUUUACGACAACAUGUAGCCAGAGUCUUUAAGGACCCACCCAUUACCCCAGACCACUCACCUCAUAUAUCUGCUGGUCCACCAUAGAGUCUGCUGGUCCACCAUAGAGUCUGCUGGUCCACCAUAGAGUCUGCUGGUCCACCAUAGAGUCUGCUGAUCCACCAUAAAGUCUGCUUGCCCACCAUAGAGACAGGGGACAAAGGUAGUCACAGCAUUAACCAACAGUCAGACCCCCGGCCCAAAACCACAUCUAAUUCCAAAAAAAGGUGGGUUCCAGCAGUGUGACACCAAAAUAGUGAGCAGACCUGGACUCCAGAGCAUCUGACAUACACUGAUCACAGACUCCAUGCUCCAACUGAAGCUGUUGUGUGAUGAACAUCUUUCUGAGACACUUUGUGUAGUUUUUGACUUUGUCACCCAUCUUUUGGAAAGAUCAUGACAAUUAAACAGUCAGUAGUGAACUGUAGUAGUUCUGUCAGUCAGUCACAGAUUCUGGUCAAACCAGAACACACUUCAAUAUUUGGGGCCCUGUAGUGUCGACUUUACUAAUGUGAACUGGUUGUUUUCUGUUGUUUUUCAGUUGUUUGCUCUUAUUACAUAAAAGAAAAGGACGAGACCUGUCUGUUCUUAGUGAAGAGGAGAGUAUGUGACUGCUACAACAACACAGAGAGAUUGCAGUGAUUUUCAUGAGGCUGGAUGACCACCGAGAUAAAGUGGUAAUCUGAUUAAAUCCACAUUUCUUUGAUAAGAAUCAGCACUGCAACACAAUUCAAAACUGAGAUGACACAGGGUCUGAUGUGGCUCCUGUGUUCUUGAGUACUCAGAGGGGCCUGGGGUCAAAACUUAGAUUUUAUACCUUUAAUUUCUCAGUUCCCCCCCACAUACAGCCCUGGAUUAAUGGGUUUAAAUGACUGUCUGCUCAUUUACAUUAAAAUCAGGCUACAUCGGUGGAAAGUCAGUAUGUUUAAGAUUUCUGAACUAUGUUUAUGCAUCCAUGGCUGUUGAAACGUGCUCAGUGUGUACCUGCUCAUGCUCUGUAUAGGCUCAGUACAGUCUGAGUGGUUCUGUGGGGAAGAGGACAAGGACAAAUUUUCCCAUUUGGAAACUAAUUUUUCAGAUUAUUCUAACACCACAUGCUUCAGGGUCAAAGGAGCAUCAUGGGAAAACAAGAUGUCCCGUGGCAGCUGACUGCAGCAAACAAUGACUGGACCCAGUCCAGAGAAUCCGAGGGGGGUCAGGGCUGGACCACACUGUUGUUGUCUGGGACAGAGGUUGAAAUUGUUUAAUAAAGUAAAUUAUAGUGAAAGGACAAACAGACAGAAGACAGUAUAUCUGUGGUGAGAGGCAAUGAGGAGGCGCAGUGGGCUCCCUGUUAUGAAGGCUGCGUUUUUCCAGCUGCUCUUAUUGAGUGCAGAUGGCCUAAUAAAACAAGUUGUUUUGAAACAGGUUAAAAUGGACGCCCAGUGAACAAGAGUCCCAGAGCCCAGAUCCAACAGACCUCAGUGUGUUUGGAUCAAAACAAGGACUCUGAGUCUCUGGAGCGGGACAAGUUCUGCAGUUAUUAACCAGCCUCAGGCCAAGUUGGCAACAUUCAUGGAGGAGGGAGAGAGAGGGAGAGAGAGGGAGGGAGAGAGAGAGAGCGAGAGAGAGAGAGGGAGAGAGUGAGAGAGAUUUCUUCUUCUGGUUGUUUUUCAGUCUCUUUAACCAAGACAAGAUUUGGACAGUUUGAAGGAAGUGAAAAAGAAGUCACAGCUUCUUCUGCUUUCAUGUUGUCUGCGUCUUUCUGGUUCCAGUUCAUAUCCUGUCAAAGACUCUGUUAAAUCUCCUCUCUUUCUCUUCUCUUCUCCUCUUCUCUUCUCUUCUCCUCUCUUCUCUGCAUCUCAGCACCUUAUGUACUUUCAUCAGGGAGUGUAAUUAUUCAGAUUGUUAAGAUUGUGUGUAACCCACAGGUGUGUGUCUUACAUUGCAGAUCUGCAUUUUUACAACCUUUGACAAGCGCAGCGACUCAAGGUUAAAGAACAGUGUGUGUUCGGAUGGAGCUUGUGUUUGAUUUGUAUAUACUUUGGCUUAUUUAAGCAAAUUCCUGGAGCUGAUUUGUCUCUCAUGACGACGUGGAUUAGUCUUCGGUCCACAGAUCUUCUCCCUCUGUACAGUGAGAGAAUAAAAAGAUUUAAAAAGUG
This is a messenger RNA of Seriola aureovittata, 4440 nucleotides long. RefSeq lists its product as uncharacterized. The record is from RefSeq and is a predicted model, not a curated record. Lineage: Eukaryota; Metazoa; Chordata; Actinopteri; Carangiformes; Carangidae. The transcript has 3 exons. The coding region runs from base 316 to 1080 and encodes 254 amino acids.